AUGCGUGCUGGAGGUGAAGUCCGCUGCAUCUCCGCUUUCGGUAAUCGGCAGCCGGCAUCGGGAGAUUCGGGGGCAGAUGUCACCGUUACGAUUCUUAAACCGUCCCGAUUCCUUUCUUCUUCUACCUUGCUCUCGCCCUCCUACUCGACCACAGAUACUUCGCGCCAGUCCUGGGUCCGACGAGUCAACGAGAUGCGCGCGUCAAACUCUCUUGUUGCGGCCUUCGCAUGCCUGGCUCAGAUCGGGAUUGCCGAAGCAGCUUUGUCUUUCACCCAAUGGCCCUCGGUCAUUCAUGCUGGCCAGCCUACAACUCUGAAGUGGCAGACGGACUCGGAUGCUCCCGUGACCGUCACACUGCGGAAGGGCAAUUCUCAGAACUUGGACACCGUCCAGACCCUGGCAAGCAAUGCCCAGGGAGGCUCCUUCACCUGGACUCCGGACUCGACGAUAGAGAACGGCGACGACUAUGCCUUCCAGAUCCAGCAGAACGGCUAUGUGAACUACUCGGGGCUUUUACAGGUCACCGAUGGGUCCCCAGCUACCCCAGCUACCAAGGCUGCGUCCACCCCAGUCCUCAAACCCAGCCCAACAACGCUGGUAGCCUCGGUUGUCCCUCCAGCUCCUAGCCCUGCAGCCCCGACCGCAACUGCAUACCCCACCGACACAGCCCCUCACGAUGAGAUGCAGACAAUCCAGAAGGGCAAUGAUGGCCAGACUUUCACCGUCAAUGCCGCCAACGACCCCAGUGCGAACGCAGCCGGAGCCGCCAACAGCAAGACUGCUAUGGCUGCCUAUAUGCAGAGUGGUGCUGCCUCUGUUCGCGCGACGGGAAUGGGAUUCGUGUUGGGUGCUCUCGCCAUGGUGGUUUACCUCGUCUAG
This is a messenger RNA of Aspergillus brunneoviolaceus CBS 621.78, 879 nucleotides long. Its product is annotated as GPI anchored serine-threonine rich family protein. NCBI's taxonomy places the organism in Eukaryota, Fungi, Ascomycota, Eurotiomycetes, Eurotiales, Aspergillaceae. The record is from RefSeq and is a predicted model, not a curated record. The transcript has 4 exons. Bases 1 to 879 code for a protein of 292 amino acids.